Molecule: messenger RNA, 918 nt
Organism: Stomoxys calcitrans (stable fly)
Lineage: Eukaryota; Metazoa; Arthropoda; Insecta; Diptera; Muscidae
Product: clavesin-2
Exons: 5
Coding region: 1-897 (298 amino acids)
Cellular component (GO): membrane
Molecular function (GO): phosphatidylinositol bisphosphate binding
Source: RefSeq, a predicted model, not a curated record
AUGUGGGAUGUCUACAAGGUGGAAGAAUCAUAUAAAAAAUUUCCCGAGGUGCGACGUGAGGAGGUGUUAAAAUUUCAAGAAUGGAUACACUCUCAACCCCAUAUGCCAAAGAUAUCGGAACAUGAGGCUUUGCUUUUCUACUAUGCCAGCAAGUGUAAUACGGAAAUAUCCAAACAGGUAUUGGAUACCUAUUUGACUUGUCGCACGCAUGUGGAGAGCUUUUUUCGCAAUUUAGAUGUAAAUCGAGCGGAUCUACAAAAUGCCAUGAAAGUAGUUUCUCUCUGUCCCAUGCCCACGCUUACACCCGAAGGAUAUGGAGUGGUUAUUGCCAAACUUGUCGAAUUCGACACAUCGAAAUUUAAUUUUAUUGCCGCCAUAAAAUUAGUCCUCCUGGCAAUGGACAUUUGGAUACAAACUCUAGGUAUUGUACCUGGUCUAAUAUUUGUCAUCGAUUUGCAAGGUGUUAAACUGGGCCAUAUUGCCCGCAUUGGGAUUUUAGAUAUGAAAAAGUUUUUGUUCUAUCUACAGGAAGCCAUUCCCAUACGCAUGCAUGGAUUUCAUUUCAUCAAUCAGAUUCCUUUUAUGGACAAGCUUUUAGCCCUAAUGACGCCUUUCAUGAAGAAGGAACUACUUGAUGUUCUACACAUGCACUCCUCCAUUGAAGGCUUUUACAAGCAUGUGCCUCCACAAAUGUUGCCCAAAGAGAUUGGUGGCGAUCUUCCUGCAUCCAAAAAAUUAAAAGAGGUCUUCUAUGAUGUUUUGCGUAAAAAUCGCAAUGAAAUACUUAAAUUCGAGCAAUCGCAUCUUAUUGAGGAGGCCAAACGUCCGGGAAAGGCGAAAACAGCGUCCGAUCUAUUUGGUAUAGAGGGUAGUUUUAAGAAAUUAGAUAUUGACUAAAAAUUUAGAUGAAGUCUUCAA